AUGAAUAUCAGGGGAGGAGGUAGUCUUAUUAAGAGGAAGAGUAUUAGUAAUAUUAUUAUUCAAGGCAAAGCAGAUAUUUUCUUGAUUCAAGAAUUGAAGUUGAAAGAAGUCGGUAUAGAAGUGGCAGGGAGUCUGUGGCAGAAGGAAAGUAUUGGGUGGUCUUUUUCGGCAUCUGAAGGUAGAUCAGGAGGCUUAAUUACUCUUUGGAAGGAAUAUUUUAUGUCGGCGAUUCUUAGUUUUAGAGGAAUUGGGUAUCUAGGAACCAAACUGAAUUGGAAGGGAAGCACUAUUUACAUUGUAAACAUUUACUCUCCCUGUUCUAUACAAGGAAGGAAAGAUUUGUGGAAGGAAAUUAUAGGGUUAAGAGAUAAAUUUUCUAAUGGGGAAUGGCUAGUGGGCGGGGAUUUCAAUUCUACCAAGAAUAGAAGUGAGAGGAAAGGAUGUAUCGUGGCAAGGAACUCGGAGCGCAGGUUAUUUUCUUCUUUCAUAGAAGAUAGCUUGCUUAUUGAUCUUCCUUGUUUAGGCAAUUGCUUCAGCUGGUUCAGUGGCGAUGGGUUUUCGAUGAGCAGGCUGGACCGUUUUUUGGUGGAUGAGUCUUUGGUUGAUAGAUUGGGUUUGGAUUUUUUACCGUUUGUUGAAAAAGAGUGGAGGAAGAUGAAGAUCGAAGGUAGAGGGGACUAUGUUCUGAAAGAAAAGAUUCGCUUGUUGAAGGCAAGUCCGAGGAGGUGGAAUGAAGACGUGUUUGGUAGAUUUGAUCUUCUUAUUGAAGAUGGCGUAAAGCGGAUUAAUGUUCCGGAUGAUUUGCUUAAAAGCUGUAAGGAGGAUGAGGUUGAUGGAUUGGUUAAAGUUAGGAGUGAAGUUUCUAGGAAAAUGUGGUUGAAUAUGAGGGUGAAGGAGAACAUGCUUUUGCAAAAAUCCAGAGCUAGAUGGGAUAGAGAAGGCGACAUGAACAACAAGUACUUCCAUUCUGUUUUGAAAUCAAGACGAAGGAGGAAUUUUAUUGGCAGAAUAACAACUGAAAGAGGGAAGGUGGAGAAGGUGGAGAAGGUGAAGGAGGAAAUUAGGAGGCAUUUUGAAGCAAAGUUUGAGGAGGCUAACUCGAUGCAUCCUUGGCUAGAAGGUAUCCAGUUCAAGUCCAUUUCUUCAGCUGAUAAGUGUGCUUUGCUGAAGAGGGUCUUAGUUUCUAUAAUAUCGGAAUCGCAUAGUGCUUUUGUUCCUGGCAGGAAUCUUUUAGAUGGGAAUUGUGAUAUCAACAUACUUCAGUUUGAUGACAACACUCUUCUGGUUGGUAACGGUAAUUGGCAACAGGUGUGGGCGCUUAAGACUGUGUUGAGAGCUAAUUUUCUGAACUGUAACAUAGAAAAUAUGCCUUUUCAUUUUCUUGGAUUUCAUAUUGGUGCUAAUCAUAAUUCAGUUAAAUGGUGGGAGCCGUUGUUGCAGAAAUUAAGGGCGGGAUUGAGCAGAUGGAAAGGGAGGAUGUUGUCGUUAGGAGGCAGGAUUACGAUGGUAAGAACGGUUCUUUCUAGCCUCUCUAUAUUUCAGUUGUCUUUCUUUAAGGCGCCGUCUAGUGUUUAUAAAGAGAUAGAGAAGGUUCAGAACAAUUUUCUGUGGGGCAACAUCGACGGUAAGAGGAAAAUAAACUGGUUUAGGUGGGACUCGUUAUGUUUACCGAAAGAGAAUGGUGGAUUGGGGUUCAAGAGUUUAAAGGAGUUUAAUGCCGCGCUUCUGUUUAAAUGGUCUUGGCAGAUUUUACGGGGCUCUAAUGCGCUUUCUGUAGGAGUUAGGCAGAAGGCUCAAUCCAGUUCGGAGAAGGGAGACUUUGUAGACAGCAUGGGCACGUGGAGUUCUUCUGGAUGGGGGUGGGGUAAUUUUGGAAUCGAUCCCACCAUUCAGGUUAUGCAGCAAGAAUUGCUGUUGUUACGGAAUUUGCUGCAGAAUGUUAAACCUUCUCUGUGUGAAUCGGAUUCUAUUGUUUGGAUGCAGGAUAAACAGGACGGUUAUACAACUAGGAGCGGUUAUAAGGAGCUUUUUGGUCUUCGUCAAUUUCCGACAGUUUCGGCUUUGAUCAAGGAGAGCCUGCAGGAAGUUUGGAAGUCGAAAGUCCCUUUUAGAACUAAGGCCUUCGGGUGGAGAUGUAUAAUGGAUAGAUCACCUUCUAAAAUGGCGUUGGUAUAUCGAGGCGUAAAUGUGAAUAUUAGUUGUGUGUUGUGUACGGAGGAAGGAGGAGAUUUAUUCCAUCUGUUCUUUGGCUGCGGUUUCAUAAAUUUAGUUUGGCAGGAGGUUAGUAGUUGGUUAGGAAUGCAAUGA
This is a messenger RNA of Vicia villosa (hairy vetch), 2307 nucleotides long. RefSeq lists its product as uncharacterized. Lineage: Eukaryota; Viridiplantae; Streptophyta; Magnoliopsida; Fabales; Fabaceae. The record is from RefSeq and is a predicted model, not a curated record. Bases 1 to 2307 code for a protein of 768 amino acids. Gene Ontology annotation, molecular function: catalytic activity. The transcript is spliced from 6 exons.